Messenger RNA from Penicillium manginii, 411 nucleotides. Its product is annotated as GFA family protein. Lineage: Eukaryota; Fungi; Ascomycota; Eurotiomycetes; Eurotiales; Aspergillaceae. Gene Ontology annotation, molecular function: carbon-sulfur lyase activity. The coding region runs from base 1 to 411 and encodes 136 amino acids. The transcript has 2 exons. The record is from RefSeq and is a predicted model, not a curated record.
AUGUUGGGUUCAUGCAUUUGCGGAAAGCUGAAAUACGAAUUCAAGGGGGAUUCGCAAGGGAUGGCACUUUGCUACUGUCUUUCUUGCCGCAAGAUCAGCGGUAGCACCCACACAACAAACAUCCUGAUCCCCGAAAAAGAAUUAUCUCUUACUAGUGGUUCCGCACAAACAUCCACCCAAACCCAUGAAACCGGCAUGAAACUUACAUUGCACUUUUGUGAAUCCUGUGGAGGAACUCUGUACAAAACAGCCGAUAGUGAAGACUUCGCCGGUAUGGCCAUAGUUCAGGCCGGAACUGUCGAUCAACCCAAUGUACUACAGGAAGUCAGACCGACCGUAGAACUCUUUACUAAGUAUCGAGCUUCCUGGAUUCCCAGACUCGAGGGCGUUGUCCAAAAAGCCGAGUUUUGA